AUGGAGGUGAAGAGCUUCGAAGCUUGGGAUUAUGUUGUAUUUGCAGGCCUCUUCGUCAUCUCCUCUGGAAUUGGUGUCUUCUUUGCAAUAAAGGAGAGGAAAAAAGCGACAUCUCGGGAAUUCUUGGUAGGAGGGAGACAAAUGAGCUUUGGCCCUGUAGCCUUGUCUCUGACAGCCAGCUUCAUGUCAGCUGUCACUGUCCUGGGGACUCCUGCUGAAGUCUACCGCUUCGGGGCAUCCUUCCUCCUUUUCAUCAUUUCAUAUGCCUUUGUGGUCCUCUGCACAUCUGAACUCUUUCUUCCCGUGUUCUACAGAUCUGGCAUCACAAGCACCUAUGAGUACUUACAGUUACGGUUCAACAAAAUAGUUCGCUAUGCAGCAACGGUCAUCUACAUUGUGCAGACGAUUCUCUACACAGGAGUCGUGGUCUAUGCCCCUGCUCUGGCUCUCAAUCAAGUGACUGGGUUUGAUCUCUGGGGCUCUGUGUUUGCAACAGGAAUUGUUUGCACAUUCUACUGUAGUUUGGGAGGCUUAAAAGCAGUGGUGUGGACAGAUGCAUUUCAGAUGGUUGUCAUGAUUGUGGGCUUCUUAACAGUUCUCAUUCAAGGAUCAAAUCAUGCUGGUGGGUUCCACAAUGUAUUAGAGCAAGCAAGAAAUGGAUCCCGGAUGAAUGUAGUUGACUUUGAUGUAGAUCCCCUCAGACGGCACACAUUUUGGACAAUUACAGUAGGAGGAACUUUUACCUGGCUUGGAAUCUAUGGAGUGAACCAAUCAACCAUCCAGAGAUGCAUCUCUUGCAAAACAGAAAAGCAUGCUAAGCUUGCCUUGUACUUCAACUUGUUGGGUCUCUGGAUGAUUGCCGUGUGUGCUGUCUUCUCUGGUUUGAUCAUGUACUCGAACUUCAAAGACUGUGACCCUUGGACUUCUGGAGUUAUUUCAGCACCAGACCAGUUGAUGCCAUAUUUUGUCAUGGAAAUUUUUGCCACUAUGCCAGGGCUGCCGGGACUUUUUGUGGCUUGUGCCUUUAGUGGAACUCUGAGCACAGUGGCUGCCAGCAUCAAUGCCUUAGCAACAGUGACCUUUGAGGAUUUUGUCAAGAGCUGUUUUCCACAUCUCUCCGACAAGAAGAGUACCUGGAUCAGUAAAGGCUUAUGUCUCUUGUUUGGUAUUAUGUGUACCUCCAUGGCUGUGGUUGCAUCCUUCAUGGGGAGUGUUGUACAGGCUGCCCUCAGCAUCCUUGGCAUGUGUGGGGGACCGAUGCUAGGUUUAUUCACUCUAGGUAUCCUGUUUCCUUUUGUGAACUGGAAGGGUGCUCUAGGAGGCCUCCUUACUGGAAUCACAUUGUCAUUUUGGGUCGCCAUUGGGGCUUUUAUUUACCCUGCACCAGACUCUAAGACAUUACCUUUACCUCUAUCAACAGAACAGUGUCUACAAUUAAAUAUAACAACAACAGUUGGACCACAGCUCUCCCACAGACCUGCCCUAGCAGACACAUGGUACUCCAUCUCUUACCUUUACUAUAGUGCUGUGGGCUUCCUGGGAUGCGUAGCUGCUGGAAUAAUCAUCAGCUUCCUGACAGGCAAACAAAGAGGCAAAGAUAUAGACCCACUUUUAAUAAGACCAGUUUGCAAUUUAUUUUGCUUUUGGUCUAAGAAAUACAAAACUCUAUGUUGGUGUGGAGUUCAGCAUGAUCAGGAAAGAGAGCAGGAUUACCUUGACAGUGGCAGUGCCUGGAAACAGGGGGUUGAACCUGCCCUACAGAAUGGACUCAAGCAAGGAAGUCUGGCCCAGAUUCCAGGCUACAACUCCAAGGACAAAAGCUACAGCAACAAUGUUCAGGAGAAGACCACUCAUUUCUAG
Molecule: messenger RNA, 1860 nt
Organism: Onychomys torridus (southern grasshopper mouse)
Lineage: Eukaryota; Metazoa; Chordata; Mammalia; Rodentia; Cricetidae
Gene: Slc5a12
Product: solute carrier family 5 member 12
Exons: 15
Coding region: 1-1860 (619 amino acids)
Biological process (GO): sodium ion transport; transmembrane transport
Cellular component (GO): membrane
Molecular function (GO): symporter activity; lactate transmembrane transporter activity
Source: RefSeq, a predicted model, not a curated record